UUAGUCUUUAAUAACCAUACUAGACCACCACCGCCGCACCUCAGCCGCCGCAACCGCUCCUCACCACUAGCCAAGAACAAAUUUCCCAACUUUAAGCAAUCAUCGGAUUGUCAAUAUGGAAACAGUUCUAGUACCGAAAAUAUAGCACCUUCCAACCUCAAAAUUGACUGAUCACUCGCCUUAUAAAACCCAAGAAUUUGAUUGUCUUCUCUAGAUUCUUGAUUGGCCGUCGUCAAUGGAAGAGCAACCCAGAAAACAUUCUCCCCAAGAAAUCCACCACAGCCCCUGCAACGGCGGCGACGCCAGGAGCAUCAUCUUUGGAAAAUACGAAAUGGGGCGGUUACUGGGGAAAGGCACGUUUGCAAAGGUAUACCACGCGAGGAACCUCAAGACCUCCGAGAGCGUCGCUAUCAAAGUCAUCAGCAAAGAUCUGGUCAAGAAAGAAGGGCUAAUGGAGCAAAUCACUCGCGAAAUCUCUGUGAUGCGAUUAGUCCGACACCCCAACGUCGUGGAGAUCAAAGAAGUGAUGGCCACUAAGCAGAAAAUCUUUGUCGUGAUGGAGUAUGUAAAGGGCGGCGAGCUCUUCGCAAAAGUCGCCAGAGGAAGGCUGAAGGAAGACGCUGCGAGAAAGUACUUUCAGCAGCUUAUAAGCGCGGUGGACUUUUGCCACAGCCGGGGGGUCUCUCACAGAGACUUAAAGCCCGAAAAUCUGCUUCUUGAUGAGGAUGAGAAUCUCAAAGUCUCUGAUUUUGGGUUAUCGGCGUUGCCGGAACAGCUGAGGAACGACGGGCUUCUGCACACACGGUGCGGGACUCCGGCUUAUGUAGCGCCGGAAGUGCUAAGGAAGAAAGGGUACGACGGUGCAAAAGCUGAUAUUUGGUCAUGUGGGGUGAUUCUUUACGUGCUUUUAGCAGGGUUUCUGCCGUUCCAGGACGAGAAUGUGAUGAAAAUGUACACGAAAAUCUUCAAGGCGGAGUUCGAGUUUCCACCAUGGUUUUCAUACGAAGCAAAGAGGCUGAUUUCCAGGCUUUUGGUUGCUGAUCCAGAGAGGAGGAUUACAAUCCAGGGAAUCAUGAGAGUGCCCUGGUUUUGUCGAGGUUUCACCAGGCCGGCUGCGUUCACAAUCCAAGAACCGAUUGAUCAAGAAAAGCUCUUGGAGCAGAGCAAAGAAUUGGAGCUUGUGAGAUCAAAAUCGUCGCCCCCCUUCUACAAUGCGUUUGAAUUCAUAUCCUCGAUGUCGUCGGGCUUCGACCUGUCGAACUUAUUCGAGAACCGGACGAAAUCGGGCUCAUUGUUCACGUCCAGGUGCUCGGCCUCAUCGAUCAUGGCCAAGCUGGAAUCACUUGCCAAAAAGCUCAAUUUCCGGAUCGUCUGGAGCAAGGACUAUAAGUUGAGGAUGCAGGGCGUUUCCGAGGGACGAAAAGGGAAGUUGUCGGUGACGGCAGAGGUGUACGAGGUGGCGCCGGAGGUGGCGGUGGUGGAAUUCUCCAAGUCCGCCGGGGACACGCUGGAGUACAGGAAGUUGUGUGAGGAUGAUAUAAGGCCAGCCUUGAAAGACAUAGUGUGGAGUUGGCAAGGGGAGAGUCGUGCCUGCCAGGACUAGUUUCGUCGUUACAGCACAAAGGUUUUCGUGUGUCUAUAUGUUACACUUAGCCAAUUUUGUGUGUCUUGACCAAAUAUGGUUCUAUGGUCAGAACCUCUUUGUACAUAUUUUGAAGUUAUUUAGGGGUGGUGUUGGCCUCGUUACACUUCAUCUUGAGCAAAGUUCUUGAGUGGCUAGUGUGUGUGGUGUGCGUUUUUGCCAGAAAAUGUUUGUGGUGCAUAGGUUUUCUUGGUUAGAAGA
Molecule: messenger RNA, 1843 nt
Organism: Sesamum indicum (sesame)
Lineage: Eukaryota; Viridiplantae; Streptophyta; Magnoliopsida; Lamiales; Pedaliaceae
Product: CBL-interacting serine/threonine-protein kinase 5
Biological process (GO): signal transduction; protein phosphorylation
Molecular function (GO): ATP binding; protein serine/threonine kinase activity
Source: RefSeq, a predicted model, not a curated record